UUAUAAUGAAACGAGGCACGUUCUUAAAAUAGAAUGAUUAUUACAAUUUAAUGCUUGAUAUUAUUGAACGAUAAACGAGAUGCUUUAUUAAUAGAGUAAAUGGAACAAUUAGUAUUUGAUAUCGUUAUCUAUGCAGCAAACAGAACUGACAUUUCUAACUACAAUUGAUUCAAUUUUUAUUCAAAUUAUCUUAUUUACGCUACUUCCACAUAAAUCAGUCUUGAAAUUUCAAAAUUCAAUUACGUUUGAUGCUGAACAUUUGUUUUUAGUAAAAAUUCCAUAAUUUUGUAUACGGUAUUACAGUUAGAAAAAUAAAAUAAAAUUUGAGUCAUACAACAAGACUCGUUUAUCAUUGGCAACGCGCAACAAAUUUUUCGCCAGUCCAAAGGAUGCGAGCUUUAUCGUUCUCGGUUCGUAAACGAUGCAUCAAUUUCUUAACGAUACGUUGCAAUCAGCAACUUCUAUUCUCAGCGCUGACGCUCCACUGACUAUUAUCGAUGCGUGAAUAUCGCGGACGCGCCUCCUUUUCUUUUUUCUUUUUACGUUAUUCUGCGUUAACGCCGCGCAUCGACGAUCGGAGACGGUAGAGAAACACGAGGCGCCACUUAUACAUACAGUUAACAUCGUCGCCGUCGCUACUUUGAUUCCUCGUUCUCCUUUCUUUAUAUUCACCUAUAUGGAGAAUCCGUUCGAUGAGGAGCAGUUGUUUCUGAAUGACACCGAGACCCUUUACGCUUCUCAUUUCAACGAAAGCCGACCAACCAAGUUCAUCAUUCACGGAUUCAGUGACACCGGAAACGAAGCCUGGGUACGAGGUUUGAUAGAUGCGUAUCUACUUCACGAAGACGUGAACGUGAUAGUGGUUGGAUGGGGUGCUUUAGCAGCAGAAGUUUAUCCGCUGGCUGUUAACAAUACGCGACGCGUAGGCAAUUUUCUUGGAGAUUUUCUAGAGUUUCUAAGUCGUGAAUCGAGUCUUGAAUUCAAAGAUGUUCACAUCAGUGGUCACAGCUUAGGCUCGCACGUAGCAGGGUUUGCUGGAGCUUAUUUAGACGGCCGCAUAGGUAGAAUAACAGGUCUAGAUCCAGCUAGCCCAUUGCUCGAGACUGUUUUCGGUAUCGUCGAUCCGGAACGCAGACUAGACCCAACUGACGCGCAAUUCGUAGAUGUGAUUCACACAAGCGGGCCUGCAUUCGGAUUCCUUGCCCCGCUUGGCCAUGCUGAUUUCUACCCCAAUAGUGGAAAGUUCCCGCAACCAGGAUGUUCAUUUAUACCGACGACAAUUUAUUGCAGCCACUCGCGAGCGCAUCAAUAUAUGACGGAGAGUAUAGGUAGUACGGCUGGUUUCAAAGCAAGGAACUGUGAAAGUUGGGAGAAAUACGAAGAAGGACGUUGCGAUUACAACCCGGUCGUUCUGAUGGGAGAAUACGCGUCUACAUCAUUGCGAGGAAAAUUUUAUCUGGCAACGAACGACGCCUCUCCAUUUGCGAUACAAUAACCGACGAUGGAUACUGGCGUAUUGCGGUCGAUUCUACUUGUGACAUGAAAAUGAUCUGCACUAGUCAUUUACAAAAUCACCUUAUUUAUGCAGCGUGCACAGCUUUAUUCACAUCUUUUUGCUGUUUUUAUUAUUAUUAUUUUUUUAAUAAAUCGAACGGAAGGUGGAAACGUUGUGCAUGAAAAGUACAAAUUAUAUAUAUUAAUUAAAUAAUGGCACAUUCUGAUUAUUCCUUCUUCCGCUGUUCGUUUGUUUGUGCACUGAAAAAAGUGAAGGAAAUAAGUAUAAAUAUGGGUAAAUAUAUGUAUAUAUCGCAUAGUCAAACUUCAAUUGCAUACUUUAUUAUUAAUUGCGUUGAAUAUUAGAGGUGAACCAGAGACGUGUAAACAAUUGUAACUGUCAUGUUAAAAUAAUUCAAUGUGAUUACGAUUAAUAAAUGAAAAUGUACAAUA
Ceratina calcarata is the source of this 1947-nucleotide messenger RNA. Its product is annotated as pancreatic triacylglycerol lipase. Bases 677 to 1495 code for a protein of 272 amino acids. Gene Ontology annotation, biological process: lipid catabolic process. The record is from RefSeq and is a predicted model, not a curated record. The transcript has 6 exons. Gene Ontology annotation, molecular function: lipase activity. Lineage: Eukaryota; Metazoa; Arthropoda; Insecta; Hymenoptera; Apidae.